Molecule: messenger RNA, 1317 nt
Organism: Alternaria postmessia
Lineage: Eukaryota; Fungi; Ascomycota; Dothideomycetes; Pleosporales; Pleosporaceae
Exons: 2
Coding region: 1-1317 (438 amino acids)
Biological process (GO): lipid biosynthetic process
Molecular function (GO): oxidoreductase activity; iron ion binding
Source: RefSeq, a predicted model, not a curated record
AUGGCGAGCGCAAACACAACAUCAUACGACCUCCCGCCGCUCCCCGAAUACACCCUCGAACCUCUCCAACCGCUCACAUCGUGGGCAUCCGACGCCUUCAUACAAGCGGCAUUGCCUGUUGUUGGCUACUGGGUCGUCUCUCUGAUCUUUCACGCCAUUGAUGUUUACGACCUGUUCCCGCAAUACCGCCUGCACACGCCAGCUGAGGUCCUCAAGCGCAACCAUGUUUCACGAUACGAAGUACUACGCGACGUUAUACUCCAGCAAAUCAUCCAAAUAAUUGCCUCCUUCAGCCUGUCGUUAUUCGACGACGCGCCCACGACUGGCAAAGCUGACUACGAUGUCGCUUGGUACGCGCAAAAGAUCAGGCUCGCACAACGCGCCGUCCCAUACGUCUUGUCUGCAGUAGGCGUCAACCCAAUUGUGCUAGCCUCCAAGGUUGCUACUUCUCAACCGAUGCUCUCUUCUGUUCUUGUCGGAGGCAAAUACCCCGCGCUGCUGCAGACAGCGACAAUUGCCGGAGAGCAGACUCUGGUUCCCGCUUUUGCUUCAUGGGAGAUGGCUGUCGCUAGCUUUGCGUACUGGUAUGCCAUACCCGCCCUCCAGUUCAGUGCUGCUAUUGUCAUCAUGGACGCGUGGGAGUACAUGCUGCACCGUGCGAUGCACUUGAACAAGUGGUUAUAUGUAACUUUCCACUCACGCCACCACCGUCUUUACGUGCCAUAUGCCUACGGAGCUCUGUACAACCACCCGAUCGAAGGAUUCGCGCUCGAUACCCUGGGUGCUGGUUUGAGCUACCUGCUUACCGGCUUGACAAUGCGUCAGUCCAUGUGGUUCUUUACGGGAUCUACCAUCAAAACGGUCCUCGAUCACGGUGGUUACGCUUUUCCCUACGACCCUAUCCACUGGAUCUUCCCCAACAAUGCCGCUUACCACGAUAUCCACCAUCAAAGCUGGGGUAUCAAGACCAAUUUCUCGCAACCCUUUUUCGUCUACCUUGACCGACUUGGUGGAACAAUGUACAAAGGCGAUGUAGCCGCCAAGUACGAGCGUGCUCGUCUUACGGCGCAGCAGAAGGUCGACCAAGAAAAAGAGAAUGAAGCUACCGCAGUGCCUCUGCCAAUUGCUACAGCCUCCAGUCUGUCACAAGACGAGAGUGCGGUGCCACAAGGCGCAUCCACGCCUCGCAUUUCACGAAAGAAGGCCAGCAGCAUUUCAUCGACAGCGGGCACGAACUUCAAAGACCUAACGAACAAGGUCAACCAAAACUUGCACGGCAGGAGAGCCAACGUUCUAGGGCUAGAAAGCUCGCAUUGA